Messenger RNA from Neocloeon triangulifer, 2330 nucleotides. RefSeq names its product zinc transporter 7 (gene ZnT86D). NCBI's taxonomy places the organism in Eukaryota, Metazoa, Arthropoda, Insecta, Ephemeroptera, Baetidae. Gene Ontology annotation, cellular component: membrane; Golgi apparatus. The transcript has 4 exons. The coding region runs from base 237 to 1313 and encodes 358 amino acids. The record is from RefSeq and is a predicted model, not a curated record. Gene Ontology annotation, biological process: intracellular zinc ion homeostasis; zinc ion transport; transmembrane transport. Gene Ontology annotation, molecular function: zinc ion transmembrane transporter activity.
GCGUGGACAGCGUGUUAUUAUUCCAGCUGACAACGAUGAAGUUUUCAUUCAACCUAAAUAUUUUUUAAGUUUUUAUCAAGAAUUAAAUUAAAACCCCACCUCAAUGACCUUCCUGGGCAGCUGGAAAAAUUCUAAUUUAAUUUCAUCUCUGCCUCUUUAGUUGCAAACAGAACGGAGUGCAGCACCUGCACUCAUCAUCCGAGACCAACGACCUCCAAAAAUCCGUCUUCUCCAAAAUGUUACCACUUUCCCACAAAGAUGCCCCUCAAUCGUUGUCCUCCCGGCUGCAGCAGAAGGUCAAAGGAUGGAUUCGACUCAUCUUCGCAGACAAAAACUCGCGCAAUCUGUUCCUCUUUCUCAUGCUCAACCUGUCGUUUGCCUUCGUGGAGCUCACUUACGGCGUUUGGACAAACUCGCUGGGACUUAUUUCGGACUCCUUCCACAUGUUCUUCGACUGCACUGGCCUGCUGGCUGGCCUUGUGGCUUCGGUCAUCACAAAGUGGAGGGCCAACGAGAAGUAUUCCUUUGGAUAUGUUAGAGCAGAGGUCCUUGCUGGAUUUGUGAACGGCCUCUUUCUGCUGUUCAUUGCUUUCUUCAUCAUGUCCGAAGCUGUCGAAAGACUGAUCGAGCCUCCCGAGGUCAAACACGAGAGACUCUUGGUGGUUUCGGUGCUCGGCUUUAUCGUUAACCUGAUCGGCAUUUACGCCUUCCAACAUGGUCACGGCCACAGUCACGGGGGUGGCGGCCACGGCCACUCGCACGGAGGUGGCCACACACAUGACGCACACCACGGCCACUCCCAUGGAGAACCAAAUGGCCACAGUCACAAUCAACAUGGUCACUCGCACGACCUCCCCGUUUCGGGCGCAAACUCGCAAAUCAUGAAGGGUGUUUUCCUUCACAUCCUGGCCGACACCCUGGGCAGCGUGGGGGUUAUCGUUUCGGCAAUCCUGAUGCAAAUGUUCGGGUGGAUGAUUGCAGACCCCAUCUGCUCCAUGUGCAUUGCAAUUCUCAUCGCUCUCAGUGUGCUUGCACUUAUUAAGGAAUCAGUACAGGUGCUGAUGCAGCGUCAGCCAUCGUCACUGGACCACAUCUUGCCAGGCUGUUACUCCAAAGUGAACCAGUUGGAAGGAGUGCUGAGCGUGCAGGAGCCACACUUCUGGACUCUGUGCAGUGACAUGUUUGUUGGUGCGCUCAAGGUCGAGGUCGCCCGAAACGCCGACCCCAAAUACAUUCUUACCCACACGCACAACAUCUUCAACGCAGCCGGCGUUCGGCAGCUCUACGUUCAGUUGGACUUUGCCGCAAUGUGAGAGGCCUCGGAGCCACCAACCUCGGCCAAAGCAGGGUGCUUCCUUAUUUCUUAGGUUGCAUUCCACGACUAACAGUUCAUUCCUGUUGAAUUUUUCAAUCUUUUUUUAUAUUUUUCUAUUGUUGAAUAUUUCGUAAAAUGAGAAAGAAUUUAGAUUUGAAAAUGCAUUCAGCUGUUUUUACUGAAGUCAUCUUCUUUGAGAAUUAAUCUUGCUCAUAGAAAGAUUAGCAAAAAGUUUUGAUUUACUUUUCUGAAUUCCCAAAUUGCCCCUACCCUGUCGAGCAUUUAUAUCUUUUCGUAUUCCAUAAUUAUGUAUGCAUACUUUUCCUUUGCUAAAUUAGAGAACAGAUUAGUGCAAGCUGCAACUUAACUUGCAACGACGGAGCUUUAAUGUUGUAGACGUGAGAAGUAUUCAAUUUAAAACCUGCUGAAUGGCCGGCAAUGCUUGUUGUUUUCUGAUGCGAGAGUGCAAUUUUGAAAAGUACGAGAUUUGUGAUCGUAACUUUCAAUGAGCGAGAAUUCAAAGCGCUGAAAUUGUGUGCUCCUUAAUUGGUGCAUUUAAUUGUGAUACAGGUACUUCCACACAUGAUGAUUUUCUUCUUAAUUAUUCAUAUUAUAUUUUGUGUGCAUGUUAAAAAUGUUGUUCCAUGCUUUUAUUGUUAUAUGACCAUCCAGGAAUCAAUUUGUUUGAUAUAAAAAAAUGUGCAUUCCGUUUAUUUAAAUGUCAAUUGCUUAUCUGUGAAGAGCGAAAUGUGUGCCCAUGACUAUCAUUCAUUAUUUGUACUAUUCGUAUAUGUGUAAAUGGAAUUUACAUCACUGGUCUUUAAUAAGUUGAGAACAAAUCAUUUUCCUCCCAAUUUGCAAUUAUUCAUUAUAGACGUGUCCACUGGAAAAUGUGUCAACUGCUGUUAUUUGUGAAUUGUCUGUAAUGUUACACACAAUGAAAAAUUCAAAACUUAAAAAAAUCAUAAUUAUUAAUAUAAAAAAUCGCUUAAAAUAAGCUUUUGUAGUUUUAAUA